This is a messenger RNA of Suncus etruscus (white-toothed pygmy shrew), 2370 nucleotides long. It is a transcript of the gene SGSH, whose product is annotated as N-sulfoglucosamine sulfohydrolase. NCBI's taxonomy places the organism in Eukaryota, Metazoa, Chordata, Mammalia, Eulipotyphla, Soricidae. The transcript is spliced from 8 exons. The coding region runs from base 7 to 1539 and encodes 510 amino acids. The record is from RefSeq and is a predicted model, not a curated record. Gene Ontology annotation, molecular function: N-sulfoglucosamine sulfohydrolase activity. Gene Ontology annotation, biological process: heparan sulfate proteoglycan catabolic process; glycosaminoglycan catabolic process.
GCUGUCAUGGACCCCGCGCGCCCCUCGCUGCUGCUGCUGCAGCUGCUGCUGCUCCUGCUCGCGCCGAGGCUGUGCCCCGCGCCCCGGUCGCGUCCCCGGAACGUGCUGCUGAUCGUCGCGGACGAUGGAGGCUUCGAGAUCGGCGCCUACAACAACAGUGUCAUCCACACGCCCCACUUGGAUGCACUGGCCCGCCGCAGCCUGACCUUUCGCAAUGCCUUCACCUCGGUCAGCAGCUGCUCACCCAGCCGCGCCAGCCUGCUCACCGGUCUGCCCCAGCACCAGAACGGGAUGUACGGCCUGCACCAGAGCAUGCACCACUUCAGCUCCUUUGAGGCUGUGCAGAGCCUGCCGCUGCUGCUCCGCAAGGCUGGGGUGCGCACGGGCAUCAUCGGCAAGAAGCACGUGGGGCCCGAAGCCGUGUACCCCUUUGACUUUGCCUACACGGAGGAGAACAAUUCCAUCCUCCAGGUGGGCCGCAACAUCACCAGGAUGAAGCAGCUGGUCCAGCGAUUCCUUCAGACUCAGGACCACAGGCCCUUCUUCCUCUACGUGGCCUUCCAUGACCCCCACCGCUGUGGCCACUCGCAGCCACAGUACGGACCCUUCUGUGAGAAGUUCGGCAAUGGGGAGAGCGGCAUGGGGCGCAUCCCGGACUGGACCCCACAGACGUACGACCCGAAGGAUGUGGUGGUGCCGUACUUUAUCCCUGACACCCCUUCGGCCCGAGCCGACCUGGCAGCCCAGUACACAACUAUUGGCCGUAUGGACCAAGGCAUAGGGCUGAUUUUGGGCGAGCUGCGGGGGGCUGGCGUCCUGAACGACACCCUGGUCAUCUUCACGUCUGACAACGGGAUCCCCUUUCCCAGUGGCAGGACCAAUCUGUACUGGCCGGGCGCAGCCGAGCCCCUGAUGGUGUCCUCCCCAGAGCACCCGGCACGCUGGGGCCAAGUCAGCGAGGCCUAUGUCAGCCUUCUAGACCUUACGCCCACGGUCCUGGACUGGUUUUCCAUCUCCUACCCCCGCUACUCCAUCUUCGACUCCCAGCCUGUGCAUCUGAGCGGCCGUUCCCUGCUGCCAGCGCUGCGGGUCGAGCCAGCGUGGGACACGGUGUUCGGCAGCCAGAGCCUCCACGAAGUCACCAUGUUCUACCCGAUGCGCUCAGUGCAGCGCGGGCCACUGCGGCUGCUGCAUAACCUGCACUUCCAGGCGCCCUUCCCCGUGGACCAGGACCUGUUCGUGUCGCCCACCUUCCAGGACCUACUGAACCGCUCGGCGGCCGGUGCGCCCACGCACUGGUACAAGGACCUGAGCGGCUACUACUACCGCGAGCGCUGGGAGCUCUACGACCAGAGCCGUGACCCCCGCGAGCUCCAGAACCUGGCUGCCGAUCCCCACUAUGGCCCUGCGCUGCAGCUGCUGCAGGCCCAGCUCCGCAAGUGGCAGUGGGACACGCAGGACCCCUGGGUGUGCGCUCCGGGAGGCGUCCUGGAGACCCAUCUCUCGCCCCAGUGCCGGCCGCUGCACAACGGGCUGUGAGCACUGGACGCCGAGCAGUUGCGUCUCUGCAUGUUCCUGUCUAUCCCGUCUUCAAAUCCCUCACGAGGGGCUGGAGUGUUAGCACAGCGGUAGGGCUUUUCCCUUGCACGCGGACGACAGGAACAGAUGCAGGUUCAAUCCCUGGCAUCCCAUAUGGGAUGGCUGAGCCUGCCAGGAGGUAUUUCUGAGUGAAGAGCCAAGAGUAACCCCUGAGCGUCACUGGUGUGGCCCAAAAACAAAACAAAAAAAAUUGCUAAUGGGACACAGGAACUAGGGGUCCAGCGUGGGGUGAUGUAGGGGCCCUUGAGAUGGAUUUGGGGGCAGCACUGGAAGGGACCCUUUGGGCACAGAGGAGGGUCCUUGCUGGUCUUGGGGGGGAGCCGGCCACGGGCUCUGUCCAGUCUUGGCCUUGUGGAGCCCUGGGGGUACGAGGCCUACCUCUACCCCUCCACAUACAGCUCACUAUGGGGUUUCCACCCCUAUGCAGGUCUCAUUUUGCCCGACUCCUUCCCCAUCCAUGAGGGCUGAGAACAGGCCAGACCCCACCCCACCCUGCAUGGUGUGGGGAGAUGCCUCAGCUGAUGCCCCCACCUCCCUCCCUGUAAGGAGGAGCCAUAGCCAAAGCUUCCCAGUUGCAUUUAUUUUCUUUGUUCUUUUUUGAUUUGGGGGCCACACCCAGCAGCACUCAGGGAUUACUCCUGGCAGGCUAGGGGGAUCCUGGGGAUGGGAUGCUGGGAUUGAACCCAGGUCAGCUGUGUGCAAAGCAAACGCCCUCAUUGUGCUAUUGCUCCAGCCCCAACAAACGCUUUUUCUCAUAAAGUGCACAAAGGC